This is a messenger RNA of Chanos chanos (milkfish), 1891 nucleotides long. It is a transcript of the gene ppwd1, whose product is annotated as peptidylprolyl isomerase domain and WD repeat containing 1. The record is from RefSeq and is a predicted model, not a curated record. NCBI's taxonomy places the organism in Eukaryota, Metazoa, Chordata, Actinopteri, Gonorynchiformes, Chanidae. Gene Ontology annotation, molecular function: protein binding; peptidyl-prolyl cis-trans isomerase activity. The transcript has 11 exons. Gene Ontology annotation, biological process: protein peptidyl-prolyl isomerization. The coding region runs from base 1 to 1869 and encodes 622 amino acids.
AUGGCCUCAGACGUGGGACAAGAAAACAAACGCAAAGCAGAAGAUUACGAAGGCGAAGAUGGCAACGAUGAAUGGGUUGGUCCAAUGCCUAGUGAAGCUACUCAGCCGAAGAAAAGAAAAGUGCUUGAAUACGAACGAGUGUAUUUGGACAACUUACCGUCUGCGGCUAUGUAUGAGCGGAGUUACAUGCACAGGGACGUGAUCACACACAUUGUAUGCUCCAAGACAGAUUUUGUCAUCACAGCCAGUCAAGAUGGACAUGUCAAGUUCUGGAAGAAAAAAGAGGAUGAGGGCAUUGAAUUUGUCAAACACUUCCGUAGCCAUUUGAGUGUUAUUGAGUGUAUUUCGGUCAGUGCAGAGGGUGCACUCUUGUGCUCUGUGGGAGAUGAUCAAGCCAUGAAGGUCUUUGAUGUUGUCAACUUUGACAUGAUCAACAUGCUCAAGCUGGGAUUCCACCCUGGCCAGUGUGAAUGGAUUUAUAAUCCUGGUGACGCCAUCUGUACAGUAGCUUGUUCUGAGAAAUCAACUGGCAAGAUCUUUGUCUAUGAUGGAAGGGGAGACAAUCAACCCUUGCACACCUUUGAUAAGAUGCACUCCUCUCCUUUGACCCAAAUCCACUUGAAUCCAAAAUUCCGUGUCAUUGUUUCUGCUGAUAAAGCAGGGAUGUUAGAGUAUUGGACAGGCCUCCCAAAUGAAUUCCGGUUCCCCAGACACGUAGACUGGGAGUUUAAGACUGACACAGAUUUAUAUGAGUUUGCCAAAUGUAAAACUUAUCCCACCAGCCUGGCCUUUUCUCAAGAUGGUAAGAAAAUGGCCACUAUUGCCGCUGACAGAAAAGUGAGGAUUUUCCGCUUCCUGACUGGGAAACUGAUGAGGGUGUUUGAUGAAUCUUUAACAAUGUUCACAGAGCUUCAGCAAAUGAGACAGCAGCUACCGGACAUGGAGUUUGGCAGGAGGAUGGCUGUUGAGCGAGAACUGGAGAAGGUGGAUGGCAUUAGACUGACCAACAUUAUCUUUGAUGAGACAGGCCACUUUGUACUUUAUGGGACCAUGUUGGGUAUCAAGGUCAUCAACGUGGAAACAAACAGGUGUGUGCGAAUCCUGGGAAAGCUGGAGAACAUUCGUGUGGUGAAGCUGAGUCUGUUCCAGGGUGUGGCUAAGGCCAUCCAUGCUGCUCCAACCAUUGAGAUGAAGGCCUCAGAUAACCCAGCCCUGCAGAACACAGAUCCGGACCCCACCAUCUUCUGUACUGCGUUUAAGAAGAACCGCUUCUACAUGUUCACCAAGAGGGAACCCGAAGAUACUAAGAGUGCUGAUUCUGACAGAGACAUCUUCAACGAAAAGCCGUCCAAAGAGGAGGUCAUGGCAGCCACACAGGCAGAAGGACCAAAGAGGGUUUCAGACAGUGCCAUCAUCCACACCACCAUGGGAGACAUCCACAUCAAACUAUUUCCUGUGGAAUGUCCCAAAACGGUGGAGAACUUCUGUGUUCACAGCAGGAAUGGAUACUACAAUGGUCACAUAUUCCAUCGUGUCAUCAAGGGCUUCAUGAUCCAGACCGGAGACCCGACAGGCACGGGCAUGGGUGGGGAGAGUAUCUGGGGUGGAGAGUUUGAGGAUGAGUUCCAUGCUACCUUGAGACAUGAUCGGCCCUACACACUCAGUAUGGCCAACGCAGGCCCUGGCACCAAUGGCUCUCAGUUCUUUGUCACUGUUGUCCCUACUCCUUGGUUGGACAAUAAGCACACUGUUUUUGGAAGGUGUACAAAAGGAAUGGAGGUUGUUCAGAGGAUCUCCAAUGUUAAAGUGAAUCCAAAAACAGACAAGCCCUAUGAAGACAUCAGCAUCAUUAACAUCACCAUCAAAUAAACAGCAUCAUACAGGACUCCCU